Messenger RNA from Phanerochaete carnosa HHB-10118-sp, 1576 nucleotides. RefSeq lists its product as uncharacterized. Gene Ontology annotation, molecular function: protein binding. The record is from RefSeq and is a predicted model, not a curated record. The transcript has 2 exons. Bases 114 to 1397 code for a protein of 427 amino acids. Lineage: Eukaryota; Fungi; Basidiomycota; Agaricomycetes; Polyporales; Phanerochaetaceae.
AGAGCUGGGGCAUCGUGCCGGCGGCCACAGCCACAAGUACAACGACCAGCAUCUUCAAGUCUGUCCGCAUAUUUAUUACCUUACUCUUACUUACUAUCAUCUGUCUAUAUAGAAUGUCGCCUUCAAGUAUGCCAGAGGAGUCAGAGCGACUCCGAUUACCCCCAGAGCUGGUCGAUAUCGUACUCGAUCACUUGGACGGGGAGAACCUCAAGAAGGACUUGUUCUCCUGUUCACUUGUUUCUAGGGAUUGGCACUACUGCACCAUGCCUCUGCUCUUUUCUGAACUCGCCUUUGCCGUGCGCAAGCUCGAGGAGCUACCCUGGGAAACAUACGACGUCUUGGAGGCCGCAGGCGAGGGCCCCCUGAAUGCCCUCCUUCUAUUUCUCGAGCGCUCUCCACAUAUUCGCCACCAUAUUCGUAGAUUGCGCAUUGAUGCUCCAGUCGACGACGGACCGCCCAUCUGCUCCUACCCGGACGUCGAUCCCAAGACACUCGUCUUGGCACUACGCUUACUCCCUCGUCUAGCGACUUUGGAGUUCCAUGAUGUCAUUUUCUUACCCGCGCACUACGAUGUAUGGAAAGAAGACCAGAUCAUCUUUGCUGGCGACUUACAACGAGUCGCAGUCGGCUUUGGGACUCGGGCUGCAGAUAUCGAUUCCUUGGAUGAAGCUUUGCACCUCCUAGAGAUCUUUGCAGGAGAGAUCCAGGAGCUUUGUCUGUCUACUAUUUAUGCGGUGCAGAUUCGGAAGACGAACGUGCUGCAACUACAAUCCCUGCGCACCGCGUCGCUUGUCGUCGACGAAGUUACCGACAUCGGACCCAUCGUACGGGCGAUCCAGGUCAGCCCGUCCGUGUGGUCAAAGACAUUGACGUCAAUCUAUCUAUCGUGGAUCAAUAUGAAGGACCUGCGAUCGGCUGAGGGGCUGCUGGAAGAUGUGGGACCAUAUCUAAAGCACUUCGGCUGUAAUCUCUUCCCUCUUCUGGAUUCGAAGCCGGCAGACCGGGAGCUCUUCCGUAUUCUGGACUUCUCCGAGUACAACAGUUUAGAGACAGUCACACUCGGUCUUGUUCUUCUGCACAACGCUUCCUGGAACGAGAAUAUCUGGCGCGACGUCUGCCGGCUCCUCACUUCCCUCCCCGAGUCUCGCGCAUCUCAACUUCAGCUCACCUUCGAGCUGUGCACCGACCGUCUCGACUACGGCACGCACAUUGCCCUCGACUCCAGCUGGCAGACGCUAGAUGCCACGCUAUCUGGACGCUGCAAGAUCGUGAAGUUCCUGCCGUCGAGAAAGUCGUACUACAUCCCCGCCAGGGAGUCGUUCAGCGGGAAUAUGCAGAAGUAUAUUGAGGAGCUCUUGCCGAAGUUGGCGGCAGCGAAGACGUUGAAAUUCGAGUGAGGAUGUCGACUUCAUCUUUUAGCAAUCUCAUUAUACCACCGGUGUUAAUACGAUCUGUGGCGCGGAAGCGAUAUAGAGCGUCGGGGGCCGGGUGAACCCGUCUGCGUAGUCCGUCAUACUUUGUCUUACGAACUAGUUCCUGGAACCUCUUAUAUCCCAUGAAUGUGCUGAAUGUAAGC